Molecule: messenger RNA, 2482 nt
Organism: Linum tenue
Lineage: Eukaryota; Viridiplantae; Streptophyta; Magnoliopsida; Malpighiales; Linaceae
Source: the annotation of a GenBank genome assembly
CCCAACUCAACACAGAAACACAAACUCUGUAUCUUUCUCCGGUCCGGUGUAAAAUAUAAUUCCUUUCUCUCAAUGGGAGACCACAAUCAGCCAUUCCUCUCGGUCUCCGGCGACCCAGAAUGCGCUCCGGUACACGACGACAGCGUCGUUGAUGACGCCCUCCACCGGCCGCAGGGAUCCAGCAAGAGUAAGCUGCUUCUCGCCGUUUUCUCCGGAAUUUUCGUGGUCUGCUUGAUCCUCGCCGGAGGCUACGAUAAAUCCGGCGUCAUUAAGAUCCACCAAUUGGAAGGCGGAGAUGAGAUGGGUGUUGGCCCAAUAGAGAUGCCAGCUGGAAGUGCGACUACUAGGCCCUCUCUUUCCCGAGGGAAAUCCGCCGGCGUGUCGGAGAAGGCUAACUUAUCACCGCAGCAAUUGCUCGGCGGCGGGGAAGGAAGCGGCGACGGGCUGUCGGAGGACUUCCCGUGGAACAACAGUAUGCUGUCCUGGCAAAGGACGGCGUUCCACUUCCAGCCGGAGAAGAAUUGGAUGAACGAUCCCAACGGUCCACUCUUCUACAAAGGAUGGUAUCACUUCUUCUACCAGUACAACCCGAACGCCGCUGUCUGGGGCGACAUCGUGUGGGGCCACGCAGUCUCCCGUGACCUGAUCCACUGGCUCCACCUCCCACUGGCCAUGGUGGCGGACCAGUGGUACGACGUCCAGGGCGUCUGGACCGGGUCGGCCACCAUCCUCCCGGACGGAAAGGUCAUGAUGCUCUAUACCGGUUCGACCAACGAGUCGGUCCAGGUCCAGAACCUAGCCUACCCGGCCGACCACGACGACCCACUCCUCCUCGACUGGGUCAAGCACCCAGGCAACCCGGUCCUCGUCCCGCCGCCGGGCAUCCACCACAAGGACUUCCGCGACCCGACCACCGCGUGGCAGACAUCGGAAGGGAAGUGGAGGAUCACGAUCGGAUCGAAAGUCAACAAGACCGGAAUCGCCCUGAUCUACGACACCGACGAUUUCGUCAAUUUCGAGCUCAAGGACGGGUUCCUCCACGGGGUUCCGGGUACCGGAAUGUGGGAAUGCGUCGACUUUUACCCUGUCGCCGUCGCCGGCGGCGACGGCCUUGACACUUCGGCGAACGGCGCGGGCGUUCGCCACGUGGUGAAGGCGAGUUUGGAUGAUGAUCGACAUGAUUACUACGCGAUUGGGACUUACGAUGAGGAGGCCGGGAAAUGGUACCCCGAUAAUCCGGCGAUCGAUGUCGGAAUUGGGAUAAGGUACGAUUAUGGGAUCUUCUAUGCUUCCAAGACUUUCUUUGACCAGAGCAAGCAGAGGAGAAUCCUUUGGGGGUGGAUUGGUGAAUGGGAUAGUGAAGCUGCUGAUGUGAGAAAGGGAUGGGCUUCUCUUCAGGGCAUGCCAAGAACAGUUGUUCUUGAUACAAAGACGGGGAGCAAUCUGCUUCAAUGGCCGGUGGAAGAAUCGGAGAGCUUGAGAUUGAGAAGCAAGGAAUUCAAGAACGUUGUAGCCAAGCCGGGUGCUGUUGUUCCAAUCAAGCUUGAAGCAGCCACACAGGUUUGUGAAUUAGAACAUUGGUGUUUCUGGCGAAUGCAGUUAGACAUAGUCGCUGAGUUGGAGCUGGACAAAGAGGCGGUAGACAGAGUAGUUGAGUCCGACGAGGAGUUCAAGUGCAGCAGCAGCAGCAGCAAAGGUGCAGCUCACCGCGGUGCUUUGGGACCAUUCGGCCUUCUGGUUCUCUCGGAAGAGACUCUCAGCGAGCAAACCCCUGUAUACUUCUACGUCGUCAAGGGAAAGAACGCAACUUUGAGGACUUACUUCUGCGCUGACCAAUCUAGGUCAUCUCUGGCGAACGAUGUGAAUAAGCAGAUUUACGGGAGCUCUGUACCGGUACUAAAAGGGGAGAAAUUCAGGGUUAGGAUGUUGGUGGAUCAUUCGAUAAUCGAGAGUUUUGCUCAGGGUGGAAGGAGUGUUAUUACGUCGAGAGUUUACCCAACAAAGGCGAUCUACGGAGCAGCUAGGCUGUUUUUGUUCAAUAAUGCGACAGAAGCUGGUGUCACAGCUUCUAUCAAGGUUUGGCAGAUGAAUUCUGCAUUCAUCCGCCCAUUUCCAAACCUGUAGAUGGAUGAUUCGACGGGGAAGAAGCCUCGAAAACGAAAAAGUGAUAGAAGAAGAUAAUUCGAUGACCCGCUAAUGAUUUUGUGGUGGGUUCAAUUUGGAGUAAUUAUUUUGUUUCUUUGGGAUGAAGGGGAAUGUGAGCUUGUUGUAAUUAAAGAAAGAGGGAAAUGUAAGAGAGGGGUUGUAAUUGUGAGUGGGCGAUGGAUUCCCAAUUUCCCAAUGAGAUUGGUGUAAAUGAUCUUGCAAUCUCCCUAUAAUCAAUCUUAGAUCAAAUGAUUGAUUUGCGAAAUCUUGUUUAAGAUCCUCUGUGUUCCUUUUUAUCGCUUUUAGUUUGAGUUUCAUAAUAUAAUAUAAUGUAUAA